This is a messenger RNA of Arabis nemorensis, 1512 nucleotides long. The record is from the annotation of a GenBank genome assembly. NCBI's taxonomy places the organism in Eukaryota, Viridiplantae, Streptophyta, Magnoliopsida, Brassicales, Brassicaceae.
AUGGAGACACUAGAAACUGAGAAACUCCUCUCAGAGGAAAAACCUCUUUUAGAACCAUUUUCAAAUCAUUCUGAGAACAAGACAAAAGCAAGAAGCAACGCUGUUAUCUCAGUUCUGCUUCAGCCCUUUCAAUGGCUAAAGAUGUUGUGUGAUAGGCUAAACCCGAGCUUUGUUCUAGGCGUGGUCCUUGUGUACGGUUUAAACCAAGGCUUCUCUGGUUCGCUCUUCAAAGUCGUCACAGACUAUUACUGGAAAGAUGUCCAGCAAGUGCAGCCAUCUGUUGUGCAGCUUUACAUGGGAUUAUAUUACAUCCCAUGGGUCAUGAGACCCAUUUGGGGUCUCCUCACCGAUGUUUUUCCGAUCAGAGGUUAUAAAAGAAAGCCUUAUUUUUUGGUUUCUGGUGUUCUUGGUUUGGUCUCUGCGAUUGCAAUUGCAGUUCUUGGUAAGUUGCCCGCUGCUUUGGCUUUAAGCUGCCUCAUAGGGGUCUCUGCAGCUAUGGCCAUUGCAGAUGUGGCGAUUGAUGCUUGUAUAGCAACAAACAGCAUCAAUAUUCGGUCUUUGGCUCCUGAUAUACAGAGCCUUUGCAUGGUUUGUUCUUCUGCUGGUGCUUUGGUGGGAUAUGCAACUAGUGGAGUCUUUGUUCAUCAGCUUGGACCUCAGGGAGCACUAGGGAUAUUAGCAUUGCCACCUGCAACAAUUGUCAUACUCGGGUUUUUCAUCUACGAGAAAAGAUCUUCUACUGUUCUAUUACAGAAAAACAAAAAGGACGCAGAUGGUGUAGGAGUAGCGGUGAAGGGAAUGUAUAAAACAAUAAAGUACCCUCAAGUAUGGAAGCCAUCACUUUACAUGUUCGUAUCCUUAGCUCUCAACAUCAGCACACAUGAAGGCUACUUCUACUGGUACACUGAUCCUACAGCUGGGCCCGCCUUUUCUCAGGAGUUUGUGGGCGUAAUCUACGCGAUGGGGGCAUUAGCAUCGAUGUUUGGAGUUCUCGUAUACCACAAGAAGCUCAAAGGCUAUUCCUUUAGGAACAUGCUCUUCUUCGCACAACUUCUAUACGGCUUAUCAGGAAUGCUUGAUCUCAUCUUCAUCAAACGCUUGAACUUAGUUCUCGGGAUACCAGAUUCCUUCUUUGUGAUAACCGAAGAAUCAUUCUCAAGGAUCAUAAGCAAGAUAAGAUGGAUCCCUAUGGUCGUUCUAAGCACAAGGCUUUGUCCUCUGGGAAUCGAAGGCACUUUCUUUGCUUUCCUCAUGUGCAUUGAUAGUUUUGGACAGCUUGCUUCUAAAUGGAGUGGAGGUAUAGUUCUUCACGCAUUCGGAGUCACGAGGCACGAGUUUGGGAAUUUGUGGCUCGUGAUUCUUCUAAGGAAUUUGUUGCGACUCUUUACCUUGUGUUUCGUGUUCCUCGUUCCAGAUGCUGAUCAUUUGGAUGAUCUUAUCCCGUCUUCUGAUUGUUUGCCAAAGAACGAAUCAGACGAUGAUGAUGACCACAUUAAACUUUUGCUUCUGUAG